Molecule: messenger RNA, 1497 nt
Organism: Fonsecaea erecta
Lineage: Eukaryota; Fungi; Ascomycota; Eurotiomycetes; Chaetothyriales; Herpotrichiellaceae
Exons: 4
Coding region: 1-1497 (498 amino acids)
Biological process (GO): ammonium transmembrane transport
Cellular component (GO): plasma membrane
Molecular function (GO): ammonium channel activity
Source: RefSeq, a predicted model, not a curated record
AUGGCAUCAGUCACAGUCCCGGUGGCCCCGGAGUUCAACUCCAGCAUGGCCAAUGGCGGCAAUCCACAGGAGAUCGACGUCAACCUGCCUUACACCGGCCUCGAGUACCACUACGUCUACCAGGUGAUCAUGGGAUGUCUCGUCUUCGUCAUUGUCCCCGGUAUCGGUCUGCUCUACGGUGGUAUGACGCGCCGGAAGUCUGCCUUGGCUAUGGUCUUCCAAUCCUUGACAGUAAUGGCCGUGUGCUCUUUCCAAUGGGCCUUCUGGGGCUUUUCUCUGGCCUUUUCCCGAACUGGCGGGCCCUUCAUUGGCGACCUGAAGAACUUUGGAAUGAUCGAUGUCAUGGCUGCACCGUCCUGGGGCUCGGCUGUUAUCCCCGAUAUUGUGUUCGCUUUCUAUGAGUUGAUGUUCUGUGCCUGCGCGACUAUGAUCGUGGUCGGCGGUUCGUUCGAACGUGGCCGUGUCCUUCCGUCUAUCAUCUUCGGCUUCUGCUGGGCCACCCUGUGCUACUGCCCGAUCUCCUACUGGACCUGGAAUGCCAACGGCUGGCUGUUCACCUUCGGUGCUCUUGACUUCGCCGGAGGUGGCCCCGUCCACAUCUCGAGUGGUACAGCUGGCUUGGCCUACGCCCUGGUCCUCGGCAAGCGAAGCCGAUAUGGCGAGAAGCACGUCUACAAGCCCCACAAUGUGACCAUUGUUUUCCUCGGAACCGUCCUCAUUUGGUUCGGGUGGUUUGGCUUCAACGGCGGUUCUGCUCUGAAUGCCAGCAUUCGAGCCAUGAUGGCGGUCUGGAACACCAACCUGGCAGCGUCCACGGGUGUUGCCGGCUGGGUCUUGAUGGAUUACAUCAAGCACCGCAAAUUCUCUGUCGUUGGCGCUUGCGAGGGUGCCAUUGCUGGUCUGGUCGGUAUCACACCCGCUGCUGGUUACGUGUCUGUCUGGUGUGGAGCUGCCAUCGGCUUCAUUACCGCCAUUGUGGUCAACCUGUUCGAGCCCGUCAACAAGUGGCUCCACAUUGAUGAUGGCUUGGAGGUCUUCAAAUUGCACGGCAUCGGUGGCAUGUGCGGGGCAUUCCUGACCGGCAUCUUCGCUUCUGCCUCUGUCUCAGCUCUCGAUGGCGCUACCAUCGCCCAAGGUGCCAUUGACGGCCAUGGCGUCCAGGUGGCCAAGCAGCUGGCUGAGAUCGCUGCGAUUGCCGCCUGGUCCUUCACCCUCUCCUACAUCAUGCUCACUAUUCUCAAGUACAUCCCCGGCUUGCACCUGAGAGUGACUGAUGAGGUCGAAAUCAUCGGUCUGGAUCUCGACCAGUUCUCGGACGAGCUUAUUGGCGAGUGGUCGUUGUUCCAGGACGAAAAUACCGUGCGACGAAGCUCGAUUACUCAGAUCAAUGCUCAGAUCACCCAGGGUAUCGCACCGGGUGAGUCAUCUACUCCUCAGUCCGAGAGUGUGACCGGAGAAAAGGAGCCGGCCAAGGCUACCGCCGAAGGGCAGCAGUGA